AUGCUCUCAACCAGCGCGUCGGGGGGGGCCGGGGGGGAGGUCAUCACGGGCGGGGCAGAGGUGCGGGACGGGGACGCGGAGAGCCGGGGCGAUGGGCGGGGCGCGGGGGCGGGGUGCCCGGUGUGCCAGAACUGCCACACGUCGACGACGCCGCUGUGGCGGCGGGACGAGCACGGGGCGGUGCUGUGCAACGCGUGCGGGCUGUUUCUGAAGCUGCACGGGCGGCCGCGGCCGAUCAGCCUGAAGACGGACGUCAUCAAGUCGCGCAACCGCAAGGCGGGGCACGAGGAGAAGCGGCGGCGCGAGGGCGGGGAGGGCAGCGGGCCUGCCGAGCGCAAGCGCGGGCGGGCGGAGCCGGGGGCACUGCCGCAGCUGGCGCAGCUGCUGAACGGCGUGCCGGAAGCAGAGCCGCCGACAGACGCGCGGCCGGGGUCUGCGCUGCACGGGCCAGGGCCGGCGCGCGGGCCGGCGUACAAGUCGCCGAUCAACAUGCUGCUGAACGACAAGCCGCAGGACGCGGGCUUCCAGCCCGCGGCGUCGCCGGCGGCGUCGGUGCUGCGCGCGCCGUCGCUGACGCCGGUGCCCGCGGCGCCGGCGUACCACGCCUUCUCGCCGCGCUCGCAGCCGCCGUCGCAGGACCACACGGCCUAUCUGCACGCGGGCCUGCUGCACCCGCAGGGCCUGCGCGACGGCGCGCCGUUCGCGCCCGCGGACAUCGCGAGCUACUCGUCGUCGGCGCAGAUCAUAAAGCCGGCGCCGGACACCGCGACCCCGCUGUCGCAGGUGCUGCACUCCCAGGAAGAAGUCAUCCGUCUGAAGACGCGCAUCAACGAGCUCGAACUGAUAAAUGACCUGUACAAGAGACACAUUUUCGAGCUCAACGACCGGUGCAAGAUGCUGGAGAUGAAGCACCAGCUGCAGAAGUAG
Eremothecium gossypii ATCC 10895 is the source of this 927-nucleotide messenger RNA. Its product is annotated as AFR069Cp. Gene Ontology annotation, biological process: negative regulation of transcription by RNA polymerase II; positive regulation of transcription by RNA polymerase II. NCBI's taxonomy places the organism in Eukaryota, Fungi, Ascomycota, Saccharomycetes, Saccharomycetales, Saccharomycetaceae. The record is from RefSeq and is marked provisional. The transcript has a single exon. The coding region runs from base 1 to 927 and encodes 308 amino acids. Gene Ontology annotation, molecular function: DNA-binding transcription factor activity, RNA polymerase II-specific; zinc ion binding; RNA polymerase II cis-regulatory region sequence-specific DNA binding.